AUGGAUUCACCCUCCUCCACCCUCAUGACCCUCACCACCCUCACCAACACAACCACCACCACCCCUACCCACCCAGCAACCCUCCCCUCCGCCGCCCGCACAAUAACAAGCAUCCUCACCCUCACCCUCACACCCACCUCCACCCCUUCCUGCACUCCCCAGGAUCCCUGCUCCCCACCCCAACACAUCCCCCUCCGCAUCCGCAUCACCUGUAAGUUCCCCUCCCUUCAUAACACCCCUUUCAGCAUACCCAGCACAACAAACCACCAUUCCCCCGCCCUCUCCACACCAAUAUCUGCUUUCAAAGAACCAUAUAAACUAACCGCCCUCCUCGCCAUGUACACAGUAAUCAGCAUGGGCAUCAUAACGGCGUUUGUAGCGGUGGGCUUUGUAUGGCUUUAUGGCAAGGCAGUGUACGUGAGGGUAGCGCGGGUAUUUGCGAGAGAGGAGGAGGAGCAGAGGGGAUGGAGACUGAGACGGGAGAGGGAGGCUGGGGCGGUGGUGUUGUAUGGGAUUGCUGUGCCCGUUUCGCAGGAUGGGAGGGAGGUGGAGCGGUGA
Messenger RNA from Pseudovirgaria hyperparasitica, 558 nucleotides. RefSeq lists its product as uncharacterized. Bases 1 to 558 code for a protein of 185 amino acids. NCBI's taxonomy places the organism in Eukaryota, Fungi, Ascomycota, Dothideomycetes, Acrospermales, Acrospermaceae. The record is from RefSeq and is a predicted model, not a curated record. The transcript has a single exon.